Penicillium pulvis is the source of this 2145-nucleotide messenger RNA. RefSeq lists its product as uncharacterized. The coding region runs from base 1 to 2145 and encodes 714 amino acids. Gene Ontology annotation, molecular function: calcium:proton antiporter activity. Gene Ontology annotation, cellular component: fungal-type vacuole membrane. Gene Ontology annotation, biological process: calcium ion transmembrane transport; intracellular calcium ion homeostasis. NCBI's taxonomy places the organism in Eukaryota, Fungi, Ascomycota, Eurotiomycetes, Eurotiales, Aspergillaceae. The record is from RefSeq and is a predicted model, not a curated record. The transcript has 3 exons.
AUGCACCGGAUUAACUCGUGGGCGAAAGCUCACGCCUCUUCUCGUGGCGACCAACCCACCCAACUUCAACUCCAACCCCAAGCUCAAGCUCAAGCUCAACCCUCCGAUCCCACCCCUAUACCGGAAGCUUCUCGGAAUGGACAAGUGAAUGACACCCCCGUGGCCCCGACCACCGAGCCGGGGCCCGAUGAGAAGAACUCCCAACCAGGCCUGCUCCUUCGCAUGCGGAAUGGCAGCGGCCGAUUCUACACCCACACCAAGGAUGCCCUAUUCCACAGCUGGGUCAAUGUCCUGCUGAUCUUCGUCCCCGUGGGUAUUGCCUCCAAAGCAGCUGGCCUAAACCCCGACAUCGUUUUCGCGAUGAACGCGGUGGCCAUUAUCCCCUUGGCUGGACUGCUGAGCCACGCGACAGAGAGCGUGGCCAGUCGCCUUGGCGACACAAUUGGUGCUCUCAUCAACGUUACCUUUGGUAAUGCUGUUGAGUUGAUCAUUUUCAUCAUCGCGCUGGUGAAAAAUGAAAUUCGCAUCGUGCAGGCUUCCCUGCUGGGCUCCAUCCUGGCGAACCUGCUAUUGAUUCUGGGCAUGGCGUUCCUACUGGGCGGUCUCCGUUUCCAGGAACAGAUCUACAACAGCACGGUUACUCAGAUGAGCGCCUGUCUGCUCAGUUUAAGUGUGACCAGUCUGCUGCUUCCGACCGCUUUCCAUGCUUCAUUCUCUGAGACUGCCAACGCGGACAAGCAGACGCUGAAGGUCAGCCGUGGAACCAGUGUCGUUCUCCUGCUGGUCUACAUGCUGUACAUUUUGUUCCAGCUGAAGUCUCACUCGUACUUGUACGCCAGUAUUCCUCAACAAAUCAUUGACGAGGAAUCGCACCCUGGUGUUCUUGCCGAGUUUUUGAAUAGCUCAUCCGACUCUUCGUCUAGCGAUAGCGAUGACUCGGUUGAUACUAUGACCUCAUGGACCACUGCUAAGCGCAUUAAGCGGGCGAUGAGGCAUCGCAGACGCAGAAAGUCUAGCACCAGUUCCAAAGGCACAGCCCAAUCUGUUGACAAGAAGGUCAUGGAUAAUGGCAAUCAAAGCUCUAUUGGCAAUUCACUUGUCAGUAAUAAUGACAGCAACCCCAGUGCCGUCGACUUGGAGGAGGCGCGGUAUGAUGCCGACGACGAUGCCCACCCUCGUUCUCGUGACUUCGGUCUCCCCAUGACCCGCGUCGACAGUGCCUCUAGUGACAAGGCCCGGAAGAAGGAACGCAAGAAGCGUCGCUCCAAGCGUGCCGAAAAGGUCGAGGCUCAGGUUGCUGGCGCCAAUAACGAUGCCCAGGCCAAGGAGUCUCAACCGACCAUGAAGGGAUUUGCCUCUGCUCCCACUUUCACUGGAUUGGAGGGCGCUGGGGAAAUUGAGAACUCUCGCAAGCGCUCGCCGUUCGGCCCUAUUCCCUCGCUAUUGUCCAACACCGUGUUCAGCUCGCAGUCCCCUGUUAACUCGCCUCGCAUUGGUGACCCUUCGCACCCUGGUCUCCAGCGUAGUAACUCCCUGCCUGCGCAUAUGAAUGCUAUGCCUCCUGCUGGUAAUGCCGUGCAGUUCGCCCGUGGUGCUGCUCGUGUCGCUGCGCCCACCGCCCCUGUCGCUGAUGCCCCUCAAGAUGCGGAGCCUGUGAUGUCUCGUACCGCGGCUGUUGUCCUGCUCCUGAUCUCCACUGCUCUUGUCGCAGUCUGUGCCGAGUUCCUGGUUGAUGCCAUUCCCGACAUGCUGGAGACUUCUAAUGUUAGCGAAGCCUUCAUCGGUUUGAUUAUUCUGCCUAUUGUUGGUAACGCCGCCGAGCACGUCACUGCCGUCAGUGUUGCGACCAAGAACAAGAUGGAUUUGGCUAUUGGUGUAUCUGUUGGUAGUAGUAUCCAGAUUGCCAUUUUCGUCACUCCUCUUGUUGUCAUCCUGGGAUGGUGUAUGGACAAGGACAUGUCUUUGUACUUCACCCUCUUCGAAACCAUCUGUCUGUUCGUCACCGCCUUCGUGGUUAACUUCCUGGUCCUAGACGGACGGAGUAACUACCUGGAAGGUGCACUGCUUAUCGCAGCCUAUGUGAUUAUUGCCCUUGCAUCCUUCUUUUACCCGGACAGUCAGCAGGCGAGUAACCUAGCCGGCUAG